AUGUCGUGGCCAGAAGUAACAACUGUUCAUGAAAAUAAACGUUAUGAGUUAGUAUUAAGUGGUCAAGAAAUAUCUGAUCGUCUUCAAAAAUCAGAUGGACAACUCGAUCCAGCAAUAUUCAAAUUAAAACAAAUAAAUUUUCUUGAAAUAACUCGCACUAGUCUUUCAGUACUCUCAUCUGAUGUUUCACAACUAAUCAAUUUAACCACUCUCACAUUGACAUCGAAUAAAUUACGUGAUCUAUGUCCACAAUUAGCCGAAUUACGAAAAAUGAAACAUUUCAAUGCAUCCUAUAAUGAACUAGAACAAAUUCCCGAUCAACUUUUUACUAAUUGGCUUGAAAUUGAAACAAUUAAUUUAAGUCAUAAUCGUCUAACACAAUUGUGUCCAUUUCCCAAGGGUUUACAUAAAUUAGCCGUACUCAAUUUGGCCUAUAAUCAAUUUCAAGAAUUUCCUCAAUUAUCAACAGAUUUAGAUAAUUUAUCAACGUUGGAUAUAUCAUCAAAUCAACUCGUUGAAAUACCAAAAUAUUUAUCAAGUUUAACACAACUGAAAUUAUUUCAACUAGAUAAUAAUCAAAUAAAAGAGAUACCAGUCGAAUUAUCACAAUGUGUGAAAUUAAAGGAACUACGUUUCAAAAAUAAUCCAUUGAAAGAUAAUCGUUUGAAAAAAUUAAUGGAACAAGAUAAAUUAAAAGCGGUCUUGGAAUAUUUGGAAAAAGAUUAUGUUGAACAGCAAAAAAGCUUACAAAAAGACAAAUCAAAAGGCGAUAAAUCUAAAACAGUGCAAUCGACAGUGGCGAUUAAAAAAACAGGUCAACAACAGCAACCAUCAGUUGUUGACAAAAUUCAUGUCAUGUAUUUUGAUGAAAAAGAUCUAAAAGGAAGACAAAUCACAUUAUUACCUCGUGUGUUACCUGUUCGUCCUCAUAUUUUGUGUUGUAUUGUUCGACAAAUUGAUUUGAAAACACCCGGUAAUUUAAAGAAAUUCCUGAAUUUACAAAAUGAAAUACAUGAUGAAUUAUGUGUUAAACGUACAUUGGCUACAAUCGCUACUCAUGAUUUAAAUUUAAUCAAAGGCAAUUUAAUAUAUGAUGCACAUGAUCCAGAUGAAAUUGGAUUUAUACCUCUAGGACGUAAUAAACUUAUUUCAGCUCGUGAUUACUAUGAUCAAUUAUGUAAAGAUGCUGAACAAGAACGUAAAGCAAAAAAACGAAAUCAAUUGUCUGGAUUAAACAAGUAUUUAACAUUACUUACUGAUCAACAAUAUUUUCCAUGUUUGGCUGAUAGUGAGCGAUUUGUUAUUUCAUUACCACCACUGACAAACGCUGAAAGAACAAAAAUGACUGCUCAAACACAAGAUAUUCUAAUUGAAAUAACAAGUUCCAAUACAAUUGAUGCUUGUAAACGUGUUAUGGAUGAAUUAUUACGCGGUAUGUUAAAAAUACGUUUAGGAAAACAAAAUGAAAAAUUACAAUUAAAAGUGCCAGCCGCUGAUGCUACGGUAGAAUCAAGAUUUGAUGUUUUAUCGACGGAUGAUGAUGAUGACAAAGACGAUGAGAAUGAGGAGGAUGAUACAAAUGGUUCACAAAUUCGUCAAACACUCAUUUUACAGCAGACUCGUAUUGUUGAUCAAAAUGGUGCAUUAAAAACUGUUUAUCCAUCUCGAACAGAUUUAGAAUGGGUACAAAAUGAUCCAAAUUAUAAUGAUAAGAAAAAUGAAAACUAUUAUCAAUCGCCAUCCGCUUCUCAACAACUUCCAUCAUCAUCUGUUUUAAAUUAUCAAUCUCGUCAACCAAAAACAUCUACGUCAAGAAUGGCUACCAAUAAUAGUGCAAUGGGUGAUUGUCGACUCGAUAUGCAUUUAUCAUCCUCAACUAUUCCGUUGGUUCAACAACAAUAUCAACAACAACAGCCAGAGACACCAGUAAUGGAUAAUGUACCAUUAUUACCCGUUGAUACAAAUAACGAUGGUAGUACAACGAUAAAUGGUAGUAGUGCAAAUGGUGAUGAAACGAUACAUAUGAAUAUUGGUGAUCCGAUAGGAGAAAUUAGAACUCAAGCCAGAGGUGAUAUUAACAGUGAUCAUGUACAACAAAUUGUCAGCGUUCUCAAAGAUAAUUUAACAUCUACAUUUCCAUUUGCACUUAUACUUGUUUUAAAAGCAUUCUAUGAUCAUAGUGCAGGUAUAUUAAUGAUUGUAUUUUUUUCGGCCAGUAUAUAUCAUGCAAAUACUGUUCUUGUAGAACAAGCCGCAUUAAAAUCUAUGCGUCGUAUAUUUCCCAUUAUACGUGUUAUGUGUAUAUUAAUUAGUAGUUUAACAUUAUUUUUGUAUUUAUUUCGAAACGAAAAAUUUUAUAAUAAUUUAAUAUUUGGUUUACCAAUAUAUGCAAAAUGGGAUUUGUGGACAUUGUUAUGGGUAUUAUAUUCGACGUUUUGUAUUGUUAAAAUGUUUGCCAUGUUGUUAAAAGCCACACUCAUUUUAUUACCCGGUAAAAGUAGUAAACUCAUUUCAUAUCGUAAUCGAGGAUGUUAUUUUUCAAUUAUUGAAUGUACAUCACAAUUUUACAUUAGUCUAUUAACAAUUCGACCAUGGAUAGCAUUUAUUCUUGAUGUUAAUGAUCAUAGUAUAUUAUUUAGUGGAGUUAUACUCAUAUUUUAUACAAUCCUCAAGUCGUGUACUGUAUAUAAUUCAGUUGUUUUAUUAAAACGAACAAUUCAUGAAUCAUUACAAUCACUACCAUUUCCCUAUGCUACAACUAAUGAUUUAGCACAUAUUGAAAAUAUGUGUCCAAUAUGUCGAUGUGAAUAUAGAGAUCCAAUACUUCUUACAUGUAGACAUAUAUUUUGUGAAGAUUGUGUAACAAGUUGGUUUGAUCGAAAUGCUAAUUGUCCAUUGUGUCGAGCAAAAUUAGCAAUAAGACAAUCAAGUUUUCGUGAUGGAUUUACAAGCGGCUAUUUAAUAUGGUACUGA
Didymodactylos carnosus is the source of this 2973-nucleotide messenger RNA. The record is from the annotation of a GenBank genome assembly. NCBI's taxonomy places the organism in Eukaryota, Metazoa, Rotifera, Eurotatoria, Philodinida, Philodinidae.